UCUGAAUUACUCGAUUUUCAAUUGUUCAUCAAAAUCUGAAGUAAUGCAUCUAGGUGUGAUAUUGUAAUUUGAAUUUUGUUUGUAAUCGCACAAUUUUUCCAUUUGUUGCACAAUAUUCCUACAGUUUGCAUUAAAUUUUGAUCAAGCUAUAUUUGAAAACUUGAUUUCUGUUCUUUAUAUUUUAAUUGAUUGUGCGAGCUUGUUUUUUUCUGAUCAAUCGAUCGAUUUUCGAUCAUCCUAUCGUGUUUUGGUGUGUUUUUCUUACCUAGUUCUCCUAUUUUCUACAGUUGGAUCAAAUAUCUAUGCAUUACAUUAGUAAUGCAUGUAAUGCAUAGUUUUGGUCUUAUUUCGGCUAGUUUAGAUCAGUUUCUUCUUUGGUUGUGUAAUCUUUUGGGGAGCUUGCAUUGGUACUGUUAUGGAAGAACAAAUAGAAUCACUGAUCUUGGAAAAACUUGAAGAAAUUAAACAAGAACUUAAGGAAAUUAAACAAGGAGGUUUCAUAGGUCAACAACAUGCUGAAGAAGUUCCUACUAAUGGAAAUCAGUACGAAAUUGGAGAUUUUCUAAACAGUGGAGCUUAUGGUGCAGUCUUCACAGUUACUGAUGUGGAGAAGCAACAACAAUUUGCUAUGAAGGUGAUUGAAUUGCAGAAUAAUGAACUCACUAAAAGUUUGGUCAGAGAAAUGUCUAUUCUAAUGGACACCCAACAUGAAAAUAUUGUUAGGCUGGAAAAAAUCUUUAUUUCACCAAGUAGUGUAAACUUAGUGAUGGAAUAUGUGCCAUACGAUUUGCAAAGUGAAUUGGAGACGAACCCAAAUGCUUAUCAAUCUCCUUCUGAGAUAAAGAAAAAUGUGAAGGAAAUUCUUGAUGCACUGUCAUAUUUGCAUAAAAAAGGCAUCAUACAUAGAGAUGUGAAGCCAGAAAAUAUUUUAGUUCAAAAAAUUACAGUUGGAGAAAAGCAGCUCAAGAAGCUCAAGCUUGCUGAUUUUGGUUCUUCAAAGUUUGUUGGUGGUUCACAUACCCCACAGGUAGUGACACUCCAAUACAGAGCACCAGAGAUUUUACUUGGUAGUGUAAACUACACAACCGCAGUGGACUUAUGGUCGGUAGGAUGUCUCUUCUAUGAAUUUUUGAUGGCUAGGCCACUUGUUGAAAAUAAUCCCGAAUCCGAGCUCCAUGUCAUCCAACAAAUUUUCAAGAAGUUGGGAACCCCAACUGAAGCAACAUGGGCUGGAGUGUGUUCCCUCCCAAACUAUCCUACUGAUAUGCCACAAUUCUUUGAAAAGGAACUUGAAGGUGAAAUUAGUGCUGAAUUGGAUUUUGAAGGCAGGGAUCUUAUAUUGCAAUUACUCAGUGUUGACCCAAGCAAGAGGAUUACAGCUGAGAGGGCUUUGGAACACCCUUAUCUACAAGGUGUGUAGGCUACUAGGCUCUGCAUUCUAGUGGUAUAGUAACAAUUACUAUGGUAUAGUAUAGAAAGUCUCAAUAAGAGAACACAGUUACAACUUUUGUAAAGGCUAUACUUUGAAUUUGAUAGCAAGUAUUAUAUUGAUAGUGGAUAUAAGUACUUUCAUUUACUCUUUGUAAUGACAGGCAAGAUCAGUACUAGUUCAUUUUUUGUGUGCAUAUGAAACAUGUUUGAACUAGUUUGUCUUGCUGAAUUUGAAAGCAAUUUAGUUUAAACUAGUUUGUGUA
Chenopodium quinoa (quinoa) is the source of this 1694-nucleotide messenger RNA. RefSeq names its product cell division control protein 2 homolog. The record is from RefSeq and is a predicted model, not a curated record. Gene Ontology annotation, molecular function: cyclin-dependent protein serine/threonine kinase activity; ATP binding. Gene Ontology annotation, cellular component: nucleus. The coding region runs from base 416 to 1420 and encodes 334 amino acids. Lineage: Eukaryota; Viridiplantae; Streptophyta; Magnoliopsida; Caryophyllales; Amaranthaceae. Gene Ontology annotation, biological process: protein phosphorylation. The transcript has 8 exons.